Caenorhabditis remanei is the source of this 987-nucleotide messenger RNA. RefSeq lists its product as uncharacterized. The transcript is spliced from 6 exons. Lineage: Eukaryota; Metazoa; Nematoda; Chromadorea; Rhabditida; Rhabditidae. Bases 1 to 987 code for a protein of 328 amino acids. The record is from RefSeq and is a predicted model, not a curated record.
AUGACUUGGCAUGUUAUUCGCCAGCAAUCUACAAGAGUGGGAGAUCCAUUAUUUUCAUAUAUUAACACUGGGCGCUUCUCUGAAAAAAAUCGAGUGUAUUUCGAAGAAUUCACCAACUGGAAAACAGGUGUUAGCCUAAACGUAUCGCAUAGUGCCAUAAGGCAACAAGAGUCUAUUUCCCCUGCCUGGGAGUAUCCUGAAAACGGUUUCUUCUGGAGUCCAAAUUCUCGUGUUGAAGAUGGAUAUCCUGAAGAGGAAGCAAUCGCCUGUUACGAAGAAAUUGAUCAUCCAUCCGGUUAUAGAACAACUGAUCGUUUUGAAGUAAAUCAAUACCGAUCAUUUGAAAAUGGAACCGUUUUUGUGAGUUGUGGAAGAUUUGAAGGACAUGUAAGAAAAGUUAGUGAACCAGUAUACGGUUGCUACUAUAAUGAGACAGUUUAUGAACUUGGAAAGAAAUGGCUAGAGCCGAAUCCUGGAGAAAAAUGGCCGUUGAAACGAAUCAUGAUGUGUACAAAGCCAAAUGAUGGAUAUUUUGAGAGCAAACUUGUUGGAUGCACGAAAGAGAAUAUCUACAACACCACUGAUAAGCACAUCAAAGAAAUAAUCUAUUAUGAUGAAAUAAAUCUGAAUUCAACAAAUGAAGAAGCUCCAUUUUUCAAAUGUGUGGAGACAAAGCCAGGAAAUGUGGAGUUAGUGGAAGUCAAUCACAGAAUGAUUCUUGGAUGUGUAGUUGACAAUGUUUGGCACCAGCGAUGGACUCCAUGGAAAGAUGACAAACGAGGUGCAAUUUUUCAAUGUGAAGACUAUGAGCAGUACGAGAAAAAAUAUUGUUAUGUUGCUGGACGUCAGUUUGAAAUUAAUCGUGAGCUGAAACUGACGAACGGAUGUACGUUUUUGUGCCACCCGCAAACAAAUAUUUACAAUUGUGAUCAAACUUCAAAAAUGUUUAAAGUAGUCGGAAAGCCAAGAAUGUCUAAAUUAAUGUGA